Molecule: messenger RNA, 474 nt
Organism: Fusarium subglutinans
Lineage: Eukaryota; Fungi; Ascomycota; Sordariomycetes; Hypocreales; Nectriaceae
Exons: 2
Coding region: 1-474 (157 amino acids)
Source: RefSeq, a predicted model, not a curated record
AUGUCUUCGCGUCAGCCAGAGAAUGAGCGCGAUUACGCCGAGAUUCUUGCAUCUGACGGGCCAGACCAUGUCACGCCCAGUCUACAAGUGAAGAAGAGUGCAAUUCAAGGCAAGGACACCGAUAAUCUCCUAUCCCCCAAAGACGCUGAAGACGGCUGCGGUGGCAAGGAUUAUAAUAGUAAUGGCCCUAAGACGCAACAGGAGAAUAACCUUCGCUCUGAGAUGGUAGGCAAGCCAUCGCCUAUCGAGCCAAUCCAGUCAACAUCGCCUAGAGACCCUGUCAUUGACACAGAAGACCGUCCUCACCAACCUCUCGCAAUGGUGGAAAGCCCUGGUUCUGGGUCUUUGAAGCCAGGUCCUGGCCCCGAGCGACUGCAGCUGAGACCUUUGAACACACGCUUUCGGUCCGCAAGAAUCGGAUCUACUGGCCCUAGAGAUAUUCCUAUUCUCUGGCAAAAGGAUCGCAAAGAGUGA